This is a messenger RNA of Anisakis simplex (herring worm), 1125 nucleotides long. The record is from the annotation of a GenBank genome assembly. Lineage: Eukaryota; Metazoa; Nematoda; Chromadorea; Rhabditida; Anisakidae.
AUGAGUACUUAUAGUGGUGGUCGACGUCGUGCAGUCAGUAGGCAUACCGCCGAAGAGCAAGUGCUCGACCGUAUUUCACGUGAUGCUGAUGCUGCAAAUAACAGCAGUUCAGGGGCUGGAAAUGCUAAGGACACAGUAGCGUCGACAUCUGACGAUACUCCUUCGAAAGAACCAUCUGAAGGUGCAGUUUCUGAGAGGAUUGCUUUAAAGGAGAAAGUUACAGAAUUGGAAGAUAAAUUUCAACGAGCGAUGUUCCUCUACUCUCAGUUAGAUAACGAAAAGUCAGCACUUUUGUACGAAAUCGAUCUAUUGAAAGACGAAAUGGAAGAAAAAGAUCAACUUUUAGCGUUAUCCGCGAAGGAAACACGUGAUUUGACUAGUGAAGUGAAGUUAUUGAAGCGAACAAUCGAUGGACUUAAUUCACAACAAGCCAUAUUACGAGCAGAAAUCGCUCAAAGAGAUCAAUUAAUACAAGACAACGGUCUGGUUCUUGUGGAGCAACAGGCCGACGAUUCUGUUGUCUCUCAAACAGAAGGAGCACCCCCGAUGAAGCCGGAAGCGUUGGUCUUCUCACAACAAACAAUCUCAUUAGUGGAUAAGAUGAUCUCAGGUUCAUCAACCUUGGACGAAAAAGUUAAAAAGUUGGUCGAUAUGAAUAAAAAAAUGCGACAGCAAGUAGAGGAGGCUGAACAGUCAUUGUACGCUCGUAGAACUGCCCGAAGUGAACACCUCGCAUCCACUCACAACGGAUCGUUGAAUGACGAUCUACAAAAAGAUGCUGCAAAGCAGCUCGCCGAAAUUAAAUUCAAACUUCAAGAAUCAGAACGCGAGAACACGAACUAUCAAGGAAAUCUAAGCAAAAGAAAGAUUGCUCUCGCUAAAGGUGAUGAACUGGGUUCACCACUGCCUCCAUAUACAAUUCGAUUGGAAGGCCAACUGAAAAGGUUCAAAACGAGUGCAGAACAGGCUGAAAAACAGUUAACCGAAUUGAAAUCUCAAAACCGUCAACUAAAAAAAGAUCUACGCGAUAGAGAGAAUGCGCUCGAUGAGGCAAAAGAAACGAAUCGUCAUCUGCAGAACCGUUUAGAGAAAUUACGCUUUUCGAGCUCAAGGAAAGCGCAGUGA